AUGUUCUGCGCGUGCUGCUGCGCGCAAUGCUGCGAAUCGCUCGGCUCGUGCUGCUGCGCGGCGUGCUCUCUGGGGACGUCGCGGCGCGUCGCCAAGUACAUCUACGGCCUUCUCUUCCUCCUCGCGCUCGUCCUCAUGUGGUGCAUGCGGGACUUCGGCCACACCGCGCUCAUGCAUCUACCCAGCGUCAAGGCAUGUCAGCCGGGCGACCGGGCGUGCACAGCAGCAACAGUGGUUCUCUGCACGGGGCUCGGCAUGUCUCUCUUCUUCGCCCUCAUGGCUCUAACCACGAUGGGAGCGCGCGUGGAUGGAGGGGGCCGUGACACGUGGCACUCCGGCUGGUGGCCGCCCAAGCUGCUGCUGUGGGUGGCAUUGCUUGGCAUGACAGUCUUUCUUCCCCUUGGUGGGUUUCCUGGGCGAGUGAGCAAGAAGGUAAAGCGCGGUGAUUGUGGGUUCAAUGCGGUUAAAGCCAUGUAUGCGAGAUAG
Molecule: messenger RNA, 486 nt
Organism: Closterium sp. Yama58-4
Lineage: Eukaryota; Viridiplantae; Streptophyta; Zygnematophyceae; Desmidiales; Closteriaceae
Source: the annotation of a GenBank genome assembly